UGCGACCACGAUUUCCAUAUUGAUAGCUUCAUUCCCCCCAAGACCAGCUCCAGAAACUACCUCCUCCACAUCUCACGCCCGAAUCCCAACAAAUAACUCUUGCCAGUCGGCCUCAAAUUCCCAAUAUGGCGCCCAAUAUGUCGCUUUUCUCCGUCAAUGCCAUUCUAAUCCUCAACGCCGAAGAUGGUUCUCGGGUGUUCACUAAAUACUACUCUCCACCCCACCACAACUCCUCAUGUAUGCACUACCUAUACCAAUUCCUAUAUCGUCACUGACACAGUCCCAGCACCAGCAGCACCAUAUCCAGAUCAAAAAUCGCAAAAAUCAUUCGAAAAAGGCCUUCUCGAGAAGACACAAAAGCAAACCGCAGAUAUCAUUCUCUACGACAAUCGCAUUGUAUUAUACAAGAGUGAGAGCGAUGUUAUGAUGUAUGUGGUUGGAGGAGUAGACGAGAAUGAAAUUAUGCUUUAUAAUGUUAUUUUGGCCUUGAGAGAUUCUUUGCAUUUAUUAUUCAAGUAUGUAUUUCCCCUCAAGAGACCUGGGCGCAUUCCUUCGUCUCUUACCGUUUCCAGAGCUGUAAAGGAAUCCGAAACUAAUAUUUAACAGGCAAUCAGUAGAUAAACGGACUAUAAUCGAAAACUACGAUCUUCUUUCCUUAGCAGUUGACGAGAUGGUCGAUGACGGUAUUAUCCUCGAAACAGACCCCACGAUUAUCGUACAAAGAGUUAGCAAAGCCCCUACACAAGAUGUAGCGCAAUUGAAGGGUAUUGAUCUGAGUGAACAAGGUAUGAACAAUUUGGCACAAUUUGGAAAGGCGAAGUUAGGGGAUUGGUUGAGGCAGGGUUUGUAAAGGGUAUGGAGAGCAAAGAUCAUGUCACUGUGGAUGGGCGAUGUUAUAUCUGGUUGGCAGCCAUAAAAGGAGUUUAGAUGUACUGGAGUUGGGGCAUAUUAUAUUCACAGGCAUAGGAAUAUUGAAAUCAUAUUGGGACGCAACUUGUUCUAUGGUAUUGUAUCUAGAUGUAUUG
Molecule: messenger RNA, 1025 nt
Organism: Sclerotinia trifoliorum
Lineage: Eukaryota; Fungi; Ascomycota; Leotiomycetes; Helotiales; Sclerotiniaceae
Source: the annotation of a GenBank genome assembly